Molecule: messenger RNA, 741 nt
Organism: Naegleria gruberi
Lineage: Eukaryota; Heterolobosea; Eutetramitea; Acrasida; Naegleriidae
Exons: 1
Coding region: 1-741 (246 amino acids)
Source: RefSeq, a predicted model, not a curated record
AUGUCAGCACGAGGAGCUAAUCACAAUCUCUCAAUUCUUCUUCUUUGUAUUCUUCUUGUUGUAGUUCUAUUGAUAUCCUAUUCUAUUGACAAUGUUGAAGGAGCAGUAAAGAAGAAGAAGAAAUCCAACAAGGCAGCAGAAACUGUCCUUAUUGUAGUCAAGAAAAAUAACCAAUUUCCAGAACUUGAGGUGAGGGAAUUGAAAAAGGGUCGUAAGAAACAAUCCGAUCCAAUUCAAGCAUCUUCCAACAAUUAUAAUCAUCAAGGCAAAGCUCAGAAUAUCCAACAACAACAAGGAGAAGCUGAAACACUCACAGAAGGAGAGGUAUUAGCAGAACAAGCAAACACUGCUGCCCAACCCCAACAACCAACUUCAUCUCUUCCCAACAAGACUAUCGCCACAAAGGCACAAUUAGAAGCCAACACAAAAACCAUGAUUAUUAUCUUUUCUAUUGUCGGUUGUAUUAUUCUUGGAUUGGCUUUAAUUGGUAUUAUUGCUGGAGUAGCCUUUGUGGUCAAACAGAAGAGAAAUUAUCCUUCUUCUUCGGGUGCUGCUGCUUCAUCUAAUUGUUGUUCCAAGUUGAAGAAUUUGUUGUGUUGCUGUUGUGCAAGGCGAGCAACCUCCCACAGUAAGAAACAUGAUGAUUAUGAGAAUGGUAGUAGUGGCGGGUCAAUAUUGUAUCGACAAGAUGAUGACAUGAAGAGGCAAUUGUUGGACAAGUUGCAAGAUUAUGAAUUGUAA